Messenger RNA from Meloidogyne enterolobii, 1380 nucleotides. NCBI's taxonomy places the organism in Eukaryota, Metazoa, Nematoda, Chromadorea, Rhabditida, Meloidogynidae. The record is from the annotation of a GenBank genome assembly.
GAGAGACUAAGCAUCUCUCAUUGGUGCUUAUCCUCUAUCGAGAUUUUCUUCCUUUCUCCCGGUUUUUACUGUCUCCCGUUUCUCUCCUGUUAAAAAAUUUACUCAGUCUUGAUAGUUUCACGAUUUUCCGAGCAAGUUACCUACCUACGCUUCUUAAUCCUCUAAAGUAUGAAAAAAUUCUUCUCUCUGGCAAUUAAUCCUCUCCAUUAAUUGCUUAUACUCUUUAAAAAAGUAAAAAAGAAAACUAGUGGCAGUCCAUUUUCUUUUUGGACUUUUUGGGGGGUUUCUUUAGACAAAAAUCGAUUUUGCUAACAAAUGAAUGAAAAUUCCUUCCGUUUUGUUUAAUAAAUAAAUUUUAAAUAAAAACAACAAAAAAUAAUUAAAAUGAGUGGAAUUGAGCUUGGCGGGUGUUUGCCUACACAAAUGCAGAUGCCUUCAAUAGCUCUGAAUUUGGUGUUAGCAGAAACACGAAUAUUUAGCGGGGACUCGUUGAAUGCAACUGUGUUAUUGGAUUCGGCAGAUCCUGACAACACAAUAAUUGAAUUCUUUGCAGAAAUUUUGGGUAUUGGAAAAACUGGUUGGGUGAAUAUUAGAACUGAUAAAAUUUAUGAAACUGAACAUGAAUUUGUUCACAUUGUGGUCCCUCUCUGUCAACGCAAAAUUGUUUUAAACCCAGGGAGGCACAGAUUUAAUCUGAGGGUGAAUAUACCAGAGACGGCACCUAGCAGUUUAGAAAGUCAAUUUGGUUCUAUUAGGUAUACAAUAAGACUACAAAUAGUUGGGAAUGCUGAACAUUGUUCCGCCCUAGAAAUUUUUCCUUUCCUUGUCCUUGCCAAGUCCUAUCUGGAUCAAGUUCCUCAAGCUAUUCUAAGGCAUAUUGACUAUGAGGAUGAAAUCAACUUUACAGUAUGCACUCUACCUUUUGGUGUUGUACGCUUAAGAAUAGGGCUGCCUAGAACUGGAUUUUGUGUUGGAGAAGUAAAAAUUAUAGCAAAAAAAUAUCAGGAAAAAAAAUUAAUUUUAAAGGUAAUUCGAGUGAGUAUAUCCGUUAGAAAUGGCAGCAGAAAACAAUUGAGGGAAUGCUGCCUCCAAUUAGUCUUGAAAAGCCAUUUUCUCGCUCAAAGCAGAUAUGAACAAGCUAAUGAUACUAAAUUGGUUGAAACUUUGUUAGAUUCCCAUCAAAUUGAUAAUAUUAGAGGAAGAAGUGAGAUUAACGCUGAGGAAUGCCUUCUGCGAGUACCAGAACAAACCAUUCCAUCUAUGCAUUCUCCCAUUAUUUCGCUUUCUUAUGUUCUCCGCUUUAUCGGACUGCCUGGUAUUGAAACAGAAAUUCCACUUGUUAUAACCUCUCUUGGAUAUAAACAUGCCAUUGGGAAAUAA